GCUUCCUCCUUCGGCCUCUUUCUUUCACGCGUCCCUACCGUGAGAUUUGUCAACCUUGUCUUUAAACCGGCUGUUAAACCGAUCCUUGGAAGCACUGCAAAGAUGCCCAGGGAAGACAGGGCCACGUGGAAGUCCAACUAUUUUAUGAAAAUCAUCCAACUGCUGGAUGACUUCCCCAAGUGCUUCAUCGUGGGUGCAGACAAUGUCGGCUCCAAGCAGAUGCAGACGAUCCGUCUGUCACUGCGGGGCAAGGCCGUCGUGCUCAUGGGCAAAAACACCAUGAUGCGCAAAGCCAUCCGUGGCCAUCUGGAGAACAACCCUGCUCUGGAGAGGCUGCUCCCCCACAUCCGUGGGAAUGUUGGCUUUGUCUUCACUAAGGAAGAUCUGACGGAGGUCCGGGACCUGCUGUUGGCAAACAAAGUGCCAGCUGCCGCCCGUGCUGGUGCCAUCGCCCCCUGUGAGGUAACUGUGCCUGCUCAAAACACUGGGCUGGGUCCUGAGAAGACCUCUUUCUUCCAGGCUUUGGGAAUCACCACCAAGAUCUCCAGAGGAACCAUUGAAAUCCUGAGUGAUGUUCAGCUGAUCAAGCCUGGAGAUAAGGUGGGUGCCAGUGAGGCCACACUGCUCAACAUGUUGAACAUCUCGCCCUUCUCGUACGGGCUGAUCAUCCAACAGGUGUAUGACAACGGCAGCGUUUACAGCCCGGAGGUGCUGGACAUCACUGAAGAUGCUCUGCACAAGAGAUUCCUGGAGGGCGUGAGGAACAUCGCCAGUGUGUGUCUGCAGAUUGGCUACCCCACCCUCGCCUCCAUCCCUCACUCCAUCAUCAAUGGAUACAAGAGGGUCCUGGCUGUUGCUGUGGAAACCGACUACUCCUUCCCCUUGGCUGAGAAGGUGAAGACUUACCUGGCCGACCCCACCGCCUUCGCUGUUGCAGCUCCUGCAGCCUCUACUGCUGAGGUGAAAUCUGCUGCUCCUGCUGCCAAAGAGGCGCCCAAGGAGGAGUCUGAGGAGUCGGAUGAGGACAUGGGCUUCGGCCUGUUUGAUUAAACUGCAGAAUGACAUCAGUCUGUCAAUUUAACCUCAAAACACCUGGAAACAAGAACAAUGACAAUUAAUUCAUUUGCUGUUAAUGCAUUUGCAGUUAUGUGAAUUAAAAAUUCUUCAAAACAAA
Molecule: messenger RNA, 1174 nt
Organism: Myxocyprinus asiaticus (Chinese sucker)
Lineage: Eukaryota; Metazoa; Chordata; Actinopteri; Cypriniformes; Catostomidae
Product: 60S acidic ribosomal protein P0
Exons: 8
Coding region: 103-1050 (315 amino acids)
Biological process (GO): ribosome biogenesis; cytoplasmic translation; ribosomal large subunit assembly
Cellular component (GO): cytosolic large ribosomal subunit
Molecular function (GO): large ribosomal subunit rRNA binding; structural constituent of ribosome
Source: RefSeq, a predicted model, not a curated record